UUGUUAUAUUGCAAGGUAGUUUGCUUGUUUAUCUCGUAUUAUUUGUAAAUGAAAUAAAAAAGAAAGUUUGCCGAAACCCGGGAUUGAACCGGGGACAUUUAGAUCUUCAGUCUAACGCUCUCCCAACUGAGCUAUUUCGGCGUAUAGAAGACUUUAACCAGCUGAUCAACUACAGCGCAUGCGCAAUAGAGCAAAAAGAGCACACUUUUUAUCAUCGCUCGAAAACUGCAAUAGAAUAAAAGGAAUAAUUCAAAGGUUGAAGCAUAUACAUGAACAUAAGUUUGUAACUAUACGUGCCAGAAUGCAGCAGGCAAUGCUACAAUGUAAUGGAAUCCAAACACACGUCAUUACUGAAGGCCGUUGGGUUGAAGAAGGUCUUGCUCCUACUGGUUGCAAGGAUCUUGUUAUCGUAAUCCCAGGUAAUCCUGGGGUACCAAGCUUUUAUAUGGCAUUUAUCAAAGCAUUAAAGUCAAGACUACCGCCUGAAACUCCAGUUUGGGUGGUGGGCCAUGCUGGACAUGUUCAACCUUCAGAUAAUUUAAGUUUUCUUCCAAACACUAGCUCCAACAAAGAGUUAUAUAAUUUAGAUGGUCAAGUAAACCACAAGGUGGCAUUUAUUAAACAAUAUGUUCCUAAAGAUGCAAGAAUUCAUCUCAUAGGGCAUUCCAUAGGAAGCUGGAUGAUUCUGCAAUUAUUAAAGGAUCCAGAAUUUGCUAGUCGAGUUGUUAAAUGUUAUUUACUCUUUCCUACUGUAGAAAGAAUGGCUGAAACUCCUAAUGGGAAAUUCCUGACAAAUGUUGUAUUAAGGAUUGCUAAAGUUUUAGUAUUCUUAGCAUGGAUAUUUUCAUUUUUUCCAUCAUUACUCCAAGUCUUUUUAAUUCAAAUUUUUGGUAUAUUUCUUGGAAUAACGAGAGAAAGCGUUAAACCUGUACAACAGCUUCUACAUCCAUCAGUAUUAGAAAGAGUGUUUCGAUUAGCAAAUGACGAAAUGAAACGAGUAAAAGAAAUAGAUCAUGAAGCAGUUGUGAAACAUAAUGAUAAAUUAUGGUUCUAUUAUGGAGCAACUGAUCGGUGGACUCCACAUAAUUAUUACCGUGAAUUGAAAGAAAAGUAUCCGAAUAUAAAUGCUCAGCUUUGUCAACUUGGUUUUCGCCAUGCUUUCGUACUUACUCAUUCCAAAGAAGUUGGUCACAUGGUUGGUGACUUGAUUCAGGAAAAUAUAGCAAAUAGUUCAUAAUUAUCCGUUACUGGUCGAGAUUAAUACGGUAGAAGUUAUUUUUAUUACAUUUAUAAACACUCUUUGGGGGAAAUGGGACUCAAUGUUAAAAAUGUUUUUUGUUUCUUUUUUAAAUAUGUAUAUAAAUAAGCAAUUUAAUAAAUGUUAUUUUAUUUUAUAUGAAAUGAAAAAA
Chelonus insularis is the source of this 1409-nucleotide messenger RNA. It is a transcript of the gene sturkopf, whose product is annotated as lipid droplet associated hydrolase sturkopf. Gene Ontology annotation, cellular component: lipid droplet. The transcript has 6 exons. NCBI's taxonomy places the organism in Eukaryota, Metazoa, Arthropoda, Insecta, Hymenoptera, Braconidae. Gene Ontology annotation, molecular function: lipase activity. Gene Ontology annotation, biological process: lipid storage. The coding region runs from base 179 to 1237 and encodes 352 amino acids. The record is from RefSeq and is a predicted model, not a curated record.